AUGUCGAAACCUCAACCUAGUGGCACCACAUCGGCAACAAGCUCAUCAUCAUCACAAAUAAAAUCAUUAAAAUUAACAGGUGAGGAUAUAUGGAAGAAUAAGACAGAAAAGAUAAAUACAGAGCUCUUCACUUUAACGUACGGAUCAAUAGUAUCUCAACUUUGUAAUGAUUUCCAACGUGAUUUUGAAAAAGUGAAUGAAAAUUUAUUUUCAAUGGGAUAUAAUAUUGGUGUAAGAUUAAUUGAAGAUUUUUUAGCUAGAACUGCAUUACCACGUUGUGAAAAUCUAGUUAAUACGAGUGAAGUUAUUAGUUUAUGUGCAUUUAAAAUUUUUUUGAAUAUUACACCGCAAAUAACUAAUUGGGAUAGGAAAAAGGAAGCGUUCUCAUUAAUUUUGAUUGAUAAUCCAUUGAGUGAAUUUGUGGAAUUACCUAUGGAUGCGAUGAAGGAACUGUGGUAUUCAAAUAUAUUAUGUGGUGUAUUGAAAGGUGCACUUGAGAUGGUUCAAUUAGAUUGUGAUGUAUGGUUCGUAUCUGAUAUAUUGCGAGGUGAUCCACAGACCGAAUUAAGGAUUAAACUAAAUAGGAUUCUUAAAGAUGAAAUACCAAUUGGUAGAAGAUUAAGCUACUUCCAACAUAAACAAUUUAAAACGAAGUUUAGAAUACGUGUUUUAGUAUCAAGAGUACAUAUAUAUAUAUAUAUAAUGCAUGGCAGGGCUGCUCGCAAACUACCUGACGCUAGAAAUAUGUAUUUAAAUGUUCAUGGUAGAAUUUUUUUUAUUGUUUUUUUUUUUUUGUUGUAUUUUUUCGUUUCAAUCAAUGUAUAA
Naumovozyma dairenensis CBS 421 is the source of this 825-nucleotide messenger RNA. RefSeq names its product TRAPP complex core subunit BET3 (gene BET3). Bases 1 to 825 code for a protein of 274 amino acids. The record is from RefSeq and is a predicted model, not a curated record. Gene Ontology annotation, biological process: endoplasmic reticulum to Golgi vesicle-mediated transport; intra-Golgi vesicle-mediated transport. NCBI's taxonomy places the organism in Eukaryota, Fungi, Ascomycota, Saccharomycetes, Saccharomycetales, Saccharomycetaceae. The transcript has a single exon. Gene Ontology annotation, cellular component: cis-Golgi network membrane; TRAPP complex; cytosol.